Molecule: messenger RNA, 717 nt
Organism: Lottia gigantea (owl limpet)
Lineage: Eukaryota; Metazoa; Mollusca; Gastropoda; Lottiidae
Exons: 7
Coding region: 1-717 (238 amino acids)
Biological process (GO): negative regulation of apoptotic process
Cellular component (GO): membrane
Source: RefSeq, a predicted model, not a curated record
AUGGAUGAAAUUAAUCUGAAGCCUGGUGAUAAAAGUUCUAUUGUAGAUGAUUUUAUGUAUGGAUCCAAUGUGGCUGGGGCACACAUUUACAUUCGUAUGGGAUUUUUGAGGAAGGUGUAUGGUAUUUUGUCAGCUCAACUGUUUUUAACUACUGUAGUUUGUGCCAUUUUCAUGGGUCAUGAAGGUUUGAGAGAUUUUAUACAUAAAAGCCCAUGGAUGAUGAUGGUUGCCUUAAUUUGUACUUUUGCUCUGUUAUUUGCUUUGAUGUGGAAACGAAAAGAAACACCUUGGAAUUAUAUUUUACUAGGAGCUUUUACAAUUGUUGAAUCAUAUUCCAUCGCAGUUGUUGUGACCAUGUAUACAGUGUCCUCAGUUAUUGAAGCAGCAAUGUUAACAUUUGGAGUAACAGCAGCAUUAACCAUGUAUACCUUCCAGAGUAAAAGAGAUUUUAGUUCAUGGGGAGCUGGAUUAUUUGCCUUUUUGUGGAUUUUGAUUUUGGCAGGAUUCUUACAGAUUUUCUUCCAUACAGAAUUUAUGGAUAAAAUGAUAGCUAUUGGUGGUGCUAUCUUAUUUUCAAUGUUUAUUAUUUUUGAUACUCAUCUUAUCAUGCAUAAAUUAUCACCAGAGGAGUACAUUAUGGCCUCUAUCAACCUAUAUCUAGAUAUCAUCAAUUUGUUUUUACACAUUCUACGCCUUGUUGGCCAGAGAAAUAACUAG